GCCUGGACCCACGUGAGUCGCUCAGCCGCCCAAACCGCCUCCCAAGUCAGGUGGUCUUGCCUUGACCCGCCCUCCUCGCCAAGAUGGUGGCGCCCAGCUGUCCCGCGCGGCCCCUCUGGGUUUGGAGCUCCGGGCAGCGUGUGGGGAGUCUCCUUUCUCUCCUCUCUAAACCAUUUUGUACCGCAGCUGCUGCCUCUAGGCCUCUGGAUGCCCAGCAGUUAGCGGAGAGGCUCCGAGCCCAGAAACAGGAACAAAAGAACAAGGGGCCGGUGCCCACAAACUCCGUCCAGCGGAGAGUGCAAGAACUAGUGCGGUUCACACAGCAGCUGCAGCGAGUCCACCCCAACGUGCUCGCUAAGGCACUGAGGCGAGGGAUUGUGCAUCAGGACCAGGACCUUGUGGUCAUCAAUAAACCCUAUGGCCUCCCCGUGCAUGGUGGCCCUGGGGUCCAGCUCUGCAUCAGUGAUGUACUACCUGUCCUGGCAAAGAUGCUUCACGGCCACAAGGCAGAGCCCCUGCAUCUGUGCCACCGGCUGGACAAGGAAACCACAGGCGUGAUGGUGUUGGCUUGGGAGAAGGAAGUGGCGCACCAAGUCCAAGAGCUGUUCAGAACCCGUCAGGUGACAAAGAAGUACUGGGCCGUCACCGUGCGCGUCCCGGUCCCCGAGGCAGGAGUCGUGGAUAUCCCCAUCAUCGAGAAGGAGGUGCCAGGGCAGCAGCAGCACCAUAAGAUGACGCUGUCCCCAAGCUACCGCAUGGACAACGGGAAGAUGGUGAGAGUGCGGACUAGCCGGAACGCACACGUGGCUGUGACUCAGUACCAGGUGCUGAGCAGCACGGCCUCCUCCGCCCUCUUGGAGCUCCAGCCUGUUACUGGGAUAAAACAUCAGCUUCGAGUUCACCUGUCCUUUGGGCUGGACUGCCCCAUCCUUGGCGACCACAAGUACUCCGACUGGAACAGGUUGGCCCCCCAGAAGCUGCCUGCCGGCACUCUGAAGAAGCUGGGCCUGCCGCAGGCCAAGGCCCGCCACGUCCCUCUGCACCUGCACGCCCGCCAGCUGGUCCUGCCUGCCCUGGGGCCCCGGAAAGAGGAGCUCAGCUUGGUCUGCAGGCUUCCUCGCUACUUCGUUCGCUCCCUGGGCCGUCUAGGCCUGGAGGUGCCAAGUCGGGAUCAGGUCCCGGACGACAGGGCUGGGCGUCCGGGACCACAGUGAAGGCUGUGGGGCAGCGAGGAGUCUUCGUUCUGUCAGUGGACCCCCCCCUCGGGGCAGACUCCGGAGAGCCAGGUGAGGAGCUGAAGUCUGGCAGCCCCGAGGCUCUUCCUGGAAACUGAAGUCUGUUAUUUGCUGAUACUCGAGCCACACUCUGGAAAAACCUGUGGGACGUCUCCCAGCCUCGGGGUCAUCUUGCCAAGCUGGGAGAGAGCCCAGGUCCGGGCAGCGUGGGUCAGAAACUGGAAAAAGAGAACCGCAGCAGAGACUCUAGGACGGGCCAUUUUCCUGCAGCAAUAAGUUCUUGGUCUGUCGGGAGGGGUCCUGUGGUGGGAAACAGCGUGGUGGUGAUCUGACUCUCGGGGAGACUCGGAAGCCGUCAGUCCUUCUCCUCACGGAGCUGCAGCGUCUGAGCAAACCCUUUCUCCUCUACGCUCCUCUCAGGUCUUCUAGACACGCAGGUCAGAAUUGGGGGACACCCUCCGCACCAGCAUGGGAGCCCUGCCGCGAUGCUGGUCACAGGGCCUGUGAAGGGUGCUCGGUAGCGAGGGAGCCGGGCAGGCGUCACAGAGCAGUGUCGCAGGCUGGGUGUGAGGUUUGAGAGGAGCACACACGGCCGUCCAAAGUGGGCACUUGCCAGCUCCAUCUGGGCGUUGCUGUGUGCGAGCAGCUACUCUGAUUGUUCUUCAGUCAGGAAGUCAGGGUAUUUAAGUGAAAUUUCCUAGUGUGUUUUUAACUAAAUCAGUUUUCAAAAAAAUCACUUAGGUAUCCAAGCAAAUCAUGCUGGAUUUGGUCUGCAGGCUGCCUGUCUGCAGUCUGUGUUUAAAGAGUAGAGCAGAAGUCUGGGGAAAGGUGCCGUCCAGAAGGUUCUGGAUCAGGCCCUGGCGGGGUAGGUCAGUUGGUGAGAGCAUCGUCCCGACACAAUGUGGUUGGAGAUUGAAUCCCCGGUCAGGGCACGGUUGGGAAUCAACCAGUGGGUGCAUAAAUAAGUGGAACAACAAACCAGUGACUUUCUCCCCUCCCCCCUCCCUCUUCCAAUCAGUAAAAAAGUAAAGUUCUGAAUGA
Molecule: messenger RNA, 2276 nt
Organism: Phyllostomus hastatus (greater spear-nosed bat)
Lineage: Eukaryota; Metazoa; Chordata; Mammalia; Chiroptera; Phyllostomidae
Gene: RPUSD4
Product: RNA pseudouridine synthase D4
Exons: 7
Coding region: 84-1214 (376 amino acids)
Biological process (GO): pseudouridine synthesis
Molecular function (GO): RNA binding; pseudouridine synthase activity
Source: RefSeq, a predicted model, not a curated record